CACGUCGGUCAGCCGCGGUUACGCUGCCGCACAUCGGCCAGACCCUAGUGUUCCAGGCCAUGUGGAAGUUGCUCCCAGCUGCGGGCCCUGCCCGAGAACCAUACAGACUUUUGGCUGGUGUUGAGUACAUUGUUGGAAGGAAAAACUGUGGCAUUCUAAUUGAAGAUGAUCAAUCAAUCAGCCGAAAUCAUGCUGUAUUAACUGCUAACUUUUCUGUAACUAACCUGAGUCAAACAGAUGAAAUCCCUGUAUUGACAAUAAAAGAUAAUUCUAAGUAUGGUACCUUUGUUAAUGAGGAAAAAAUGCAGAAUGGCCUUUCCCGAAUUUUGAAGACAGGGGAUAGAGUUACCUUUGGAGUGUUUGAAAGUAAAUUCAAAGUAGAGUAUGAACCUUUGGUUGCGUGCUCUUCUUGUUUAGAUGUCUCUGGGAAAACUGCUUUAAGUCAAGCUGUAUUGCAACUUGGAGGACUUACUGUAAACAAUUGGACAGAGGAAUGUACUCACCUUGUCAUGGUAUCAGUUAAAGUUACCAUUAAAACAAUAUGUGCACUCAUUUGUGGGCGUCCGAUUGUAAAACCAGAAUAUUUUACUGAAUUUCUUAAAACAGUUCAGUCCAAGAAACAGCCUCCAGAAAUUGAAAGUUUUUACCCACCUAUUGAUGAACCAGUUAUUGGAAGUAAAAAUAUUGAUCUGUCAGGACGACAGGAAAGAAAACAGAUCUUCAAAGGGAAAACAUUUGUCUUUCUAAAUGCCAAACAGCAUAAAAAAUUAAGUGCAGCAGUUGUAUUUGGAGGAGGAGACACUAGGUUGAUAACGGAAGACAAUGAAGAAGAAGAUAGUUUCUUUUCAGCUCCUGGAACUUGUGUUGUUGAUGUAGGAAUAACAGAUUCACAGACCUUAAUUCCUGACUCUCAGAAAAAAUGGAUUCAUUCCAUUAUGGAUAUACUGCAGAGGCAGGGUCUUAGACCUAUUCCUGAAGCAGAAAUUGGAUUGGCAGUUAUUUUCAUUACUACAGAGAAUUACUGUGAUCCUCAGGGCCAGCCCAGUACAGGAUUGAAGACAACAACUCCAGGUCCAGGCCUUUCCCAAGUCUUACCAGCCAAUGAAAACUUAAUGCCAGGUGCCCCAGUGAAUACUACAACAUAUGUAGCUGACACACAAUCAGAGCAAGGAGAUACAUGUAUGAAUUUGAGUGAAAGGCCAAAAGAAAUCAAAAUCUUCGGAAUGGAACAAAAAUUCAGAAUACCUUCACAAGAAUCAUCCACUGUGAAGGAACCCCACAAAGUAAACUCUAAUAAUAAUAAUAUAGUAUCAAAUACUCUUGUUAGUAUGAAAAUCCCAAACUAUCAGCUUUCACCAACUAAAUUCCCAGGUGUAAAUAAAAGUGGAGAUCGGGCUUCUCAGCAUCAGCAAACCAACUCCAUCAAAAACUACUUUCAGCCAUCUACCAAAAAAAGGGAAAGGGAUGAAGAAAAUCAAGAAAUGUCUUUAUCUAAAUCAGCAAGAAUAGAAAUGUCUUGUUCUCUUUUAGAACAAACACAACCUACUACAUCCUCAGUAUGGAACAAUAAGGAGCAGCAGAAUGAGCCUGUGGAAAAAAAACCAGAUAACUCGUAUGCAGAUAUAGAUUUAAAAUCCACUGUGAAAAAUUCUGCCAAUAAAUCUCUCUCUACAGAAAAACUAAGAUCAGAAAAAAGAAAAGAAAUUGAUGAUUUAGCCAUAGAAGAUGAAGUAUUGGAACAGUUAUUCAAGAACGCAAACCCAGAGUUAGAAAUUGAAGUGAAAGUUCAAAAACAAGAGGAAGAUGUCAAUAUUAAAAAGCCGAGAUUGGAUAUGGAAACAAAUGGCACUUGUAAUGAUGAAGCAAUACCAGAAAGUAACAAAAUCUCUAACAAUGAUGAACUUCAGGAUGAUGGUGAGAUGCUUCCAAAGAAGGUGUUACUGACUGAAUUUAGGUCACUGGUGGUUCGUAACUCUACCUCCAGAAAUGCAUCCAGUGUAAAUAAUGAUUAUGGUGAACUAAAGAAUUUCAAGAAAUUCAAAAAGGUCAAAUUUCCUGGAGCAGGAAAACUUCCACACAUCAUUGGAGGAUCAGAUCUAAUGGCUCAUCAUGCUCGAAAGAAUACAGAAUUAGAGGAGUGGUUGAGGCAGGAAAUGGAGGUGCAAAAUCAACAUGCAAAAGAAGAAUCUCUUGCCGAUGAACUCUUUAGAUACAAUCCUAAUGUAAAAAGGAGAAGAUAACAGGGUUUUUUGAAGAAGCCAUGGAAAAACAUUUCCUAUCAAGUAUUUACAUCGAGUUUCCUCGGGGAUACAUGCAUAUAGUGUAUAGAAGAUUUAAGUUUAUGGCCUAAAUUUGUUAAA
Eubalaena glacialis (North Atlantic right whale) is the source of this 2360-nucleotide messenger RNA. RefSeq names its product nibrin (gene NBN). Bases 60 to 2240 code for a protein of 726 amino acids. Gene Ontology annotation, cellular component: nucleus; Mre11 complex. The record is from RefSeq and is a predicted model, not a curated record. The transcript is spliced from 15 exons. Gene Ontology annotation, biological process: telomere maintenance; double-strand break repair via homologous recombination; mitotic G2 DNA damage checkpoint signaling. Lineage: Eukaryota; Metazoa; Chordata; Mammalia; Artiodactyla; Balaenidae. Gene Ontology annotation, molecular function: protein binding; damaged DNA binding.